CCCAAUCAGCGUCCUUGUUUGUGUGGUGCCGCCGCCGCCGCCGCCGGUGCCGCCGCCGCUGUCCCUGUCUGUACCGCAGUGUCUGCUCCGCCCGCCAGCCCGCCCCGGCCCGGCUCGGCUCGGCCCGGCCCGCCCUCUCUUUUCCCCUUUCCCUCUCCCCGGCCCCGAAAGCGGGGGCCUGGAGUCCAUACUGCCGCCGCCUUUUCUUUUUUCGCCGCCUCCGUUGCCUCUUGAGGAGACGGACCGAGCCGGGAGUUCCGCCGCCACCGCCAGGAUGGACAGAAUGACAGAAGAUGCCCUUCGCCUGAAUCUGCUGAAGAGAAGCCUGGACCAGGCAGAUGAACGGGAUGAUGUCCUGGCAAAAAGACUCAAGAUGGAAGGACAUGAGGCUAUGGAGCGAUUAAAAAUGUUAGCACUGCUCAAAAGGAAGGACCUGGCAGGCAUUGAAAUGCCCCAUGAGUUACCUACCAAACAGGAUGGUGGUGGCGGUGGCAAGGGCUAUGAGGAGAAACUUAAUGGGAAUCUGAGGCCGCAUGGGGAUAAUAGGACUGCUGGACGGCCAGGCAAGGAGAACAUCAAUGAUGAGCCUGUGGACAUGAGUGCUAGGAGAAGUGAGCCAGACCGGGGACGACUGACUCCCUCCCCUGACAUCAUCGUCCUUUCUGACAAUGAGGCCUCCAGUCCUCGUUCCAGUUCCCGCAUGGAAGAGAGACUGAAAGCAGCCAACUUGGAGAUGUUUAAGGGAAAAGGUAUUGAAGAGCGGCAACAGCUUAUUAAGCAGCUGAGGGAUGAGCUACGUCUAGAAGAAGCCAGAUUGGUCCUGUUGAAGAAACUAAGGCAGAGUCAACUACAGAAAGAGAAUGUGGUUCAGAAGACCCCAGUUGUACAAAAUGCAGCAUCAAUUGUCCAGCCAUCUCCUGCCCAUGUAGGACAGCAGGGACUGUCCAAGCUCCCUUCCAGGCCUGGUGCUCAGGGGGUGGAGCCCCAAAACCUGAGAACAUUGCAGGGUCAUAGUGUCAUCCGCUCAGCCACCAACACAACCCUUCCACACAUGCUGAUGUCACAGCGAGUUAUUGCACCAAACCCUGCCCAACUGCAGGGCCAGCGAGGGCCACCCAAACCUGGCCUCGUACGUACCACCACACCCAACAUGAACCCUGCCAUCAAUUACCAGCCGCAGUCAAGUUCUUCUGUCCCUUGCCAGCGCACAACAUCCUCUGCCAUCUAUAUGAAUCUUGCCUCUCACAUCCAGCCAGGGACUGUUAACAGAGUGUCUUCACCACUCCCCAGCCCUAGCGCCAUGACUGAUGCAGCCAAUUCACAGGCAGCAGCUAAGUUGGCCCUUCGUAAGCAGCUGGAAAAAACACUGCUGGAGAUCCCACCCCCUAAGCCUCCUGCUCCUCUGCUCCACUUCCUACCCAGUGCAGCCAACAGCGAGUUCAUCUACAUGGUGGGCUUGGAGGAGGUGGUACAGAGUGUCAUUGACAGCCAAGGCAAAGGUUGUGCCUCACUUCUUCGGGUGGAGCCAUUUGUAUGUGCUCAGUGUCGCACAGACUUUACCCCACACUGGAAGCAAGAGAAAAAUGGCAAGAUUUUGUGUGAGCAGUGUAUGACCUCCAACCAGAAGAAGGCCCUAAAAGCUGAGCAUACUAACCGGUUGAAGAAUGCCUUUGUCAAAGCCCUACAGCAGGAACAAGAAAUUGAGCAGCGACUACAGCAGCAGGCAGCCCUCUCCCCUACCACAGCUCCAGCUGUGUCCAGUGUCAGUAAGCAAGAGACCAUCAUGAGACAUCAUACGCUCCGGCAGGCUCCACAGCCCCAGAGCACUCUCCAGCGUGGCAUCCCCACAUCUGCCCGCUCCAUGCUUUCCAAUUUUGCACAGGCACCCCAGCUGUCUGUGGCAGGAGGCCUCCUUGGCAUGCCAGGUGUUAAUAUUGCUUACUUGAACACUGGCAUCGGGGGACACAAAGCACCCAGCCUGGCAGACCGACAGCGGGAGUACCUUUUAGACAUGAUUCCCCCCCGGUCUAUAUCGCAGUCCAUCAGUGGACAGAAAUAACGCCUAUUCCACUUGCCCUGCCCCAACCCUGAACCCUCUGUUCCCUCCCUCUCUCCUUUUGCCCCCAACUUCCGUCGCAUGCAGUGCCUGUACUGGUGCCUACCAUACACGGAAAACAAAACAAAACAAAAAAAAAAAAAACAGAAGACAAAAAAAAAAGAAACCAACAAGAAAACACAUACUCAUGCCCCUCCCUGCCACCUCCCCCUUUUCCACACUGCAGCGAUCUGUUCCUCUGCCGCUCUUUUCUUCUCUCUUCAGUUUUCUAUGAUAGUGAGAGGUGGACCUGCACCCCACUAGAGGUCAGAGUGAGGUCCCAGGGAGAAUCUGUGCCCUCUGACAUAUGUUUCUGAAGCUUGUUUUUAUGCUAUAAUUAUUAUUAUUUUUAAUGAUGUCUUGUGUCCUCCCUUUUUGUUCAAUGGACGGUUAAACCUUUUUCUUUUCCUGGUUUUUUCCCCCCAUCUUUUUUUUUUUUUUUUUUUUUUAAACAAAGAUAUCCUCUUAAGUGAUAGGAGCAUUGCAGUGGUUUUCUUCUUGGGGGGGGGGGGGGGGGGGAGGCUCCAGCCAAAAGGCAUGAGGUGACUAAGGCUGGUUAGGGGGUGAAUACAUUUAAUCAGUGGAGUUUAGUGGCAACACAAGAGGAAGAAUGACAUCCCCAGGCUCUGAGGCAUAGGAUUUCUUAGGGGGAAGGGGAACAGUGUAGCUGGGCUUUGGGAAUGAGAGUCAGGUGCUUUAGAAGGGAGAAGCUUUAAAAUGCAGUACCCAUAGAACUUACCCUUGGUAUCAUCUAGGGUGGGAGAACGGGCAUGAUUUUGAACUAAAGAGGACUGUUAGUAGGUCCUGGCCCCUGAACAACAAGAAUCAGGAGUGAAGGUAGUAAUCUUUGGCUCCAUUGGAAAGAUGGGAGUCUACUUGAGGUUAGGUGGCCCAACUUCGGCGUGGCAGAUUUAGUAAAGUCAUCCUAAUCUGUCCCUUCUGCCUGUAGCACCAGCUACACUUAACAAUGAAAGGCAUCAUCUGACCCCCAAGCAGAAUUUGAUUGGGGGACCUGGAAGUUGGAAUGGGAGUGAGUAAAUUGGGAAAGGGGAGGAAUAGUUGUGGAGAAAGGAAGAACAGAAGGGGUUUUCUCCAUGAAGGUAAGGUUGGUUCACGUUUGCAGUCUGGCUUCUCUCCCUUUUGCCUCCUGUAUGUAGAGGAGAAGGGAAUGAAAAGGAAAGGUUUCCUACCUAGGUGGGAGCUCCAUCCUGACCAUACCCUUGGCAAAUUUGUUAUUGCACCAAGCCAAAUGUCUCACUUCAAAACCAGCUUCAGAGGCUGCUUCUGAGAUCUAAAGUUGGUUUUUAAAGUAUUUUCAGAAUUGUAUUAGUUUUAUUUUUGUUUUUGUUUUGUUUGGGAAUUACUACUAAUGUAGAAAAUGAAUUGAAUUGUGCAAUGUCAUUCUGGGAAUGGGGGGAGGAAAUUAGCACCCAGUCUGCUUACCUUUUGGAUUGAGGGGGAUAGGGAAGGUGCCAGGUUUUCUUUGAGGCAUGCAGCCCUCAAAACACACAUCCUUCUAGCACCAAUAAACUGCCAGAGGUCCCCUAAAUAUAGCAUGCCCAAAAGAAAGGCAUGGGGAAGGAGUGUGAGGUCCUGACCCUGUUCCCAAAACCAGCCAGGAAGCCCCCCACCUGAAAAAAAAAAAGGCACUUUUAAAAACUAAUGAAAGAAAGAAAAAACUACACAUUCUCCCAAAAGGCUUUUGGUGUUCAGAAUAGGGAUAAAGGAGUUGGGUCCAGGCUUUGAUAUUCUACCCACUCCUGACACCCCUGUGCCAUUUCGGGUGAUUGUACUGGCCCCACGGGCCUUCCCCAAUUUUUUUUCUUCCUCCCUUCUCCCCAAAAUCCAUUGAGCACUUAAUAGAGGGGCAAAGAUACAGCCUGUGUCUGGACUCCCUGGUGGUGAAAGGAUCUGGAAGCUAGAAGCUAGUAACCGGUAGCGAUGGGGUUGUUGUUGCGAGUGUUGUCUGAUGGGGUGUGUGGUGCCCCCUGACUGUAAAUGGGGUGGGGGUGGGGGGAAUAGUAUUGGGUGGGCUCUGGGAUUAUUUUAAAAUUCUAUAUAUAUAUAUAAAUAUAUAUUCUUACAUCUUUUCUUUGCUCUCUGUGCUUUGAAAGCACUGGAUGAAUAGUUUGGUUUUGUUUUUCUCUCUCUUCCACAAAAUUGGAAGGUUUUUUUUUUUUUUUUGGUUUUUGUUUUUUUAAUGUUUUUCUUGUCAUCUUGCCAUGUGGCAUGUCUCUCUAGCCUCUCCUUCCCCUCUCCACCUUCUAUCCCGACACAAACACAUGAUAAAGUGCCAUUUCUGUCAUGUAUCCAGCUUCCCCUGCCCAAAGGUACAAGGUGCCCAGGUGUGUCAUUUGAGAUUAAAAGUAAGGAAAAAAGGAAUGUGCAAUACCAUGUGGCUGGUGGUAGUCCCAGCCUUGAGUUUAAAUCCCUACCCUAGGAACCAGCUACCACUGUAUUGGCCUUGGAAAUGGGUGUAUAAGGUGAUUUUUGCAUGAAGGCAAACCUGUAGUUCUAGUACCUAUUUCCAGGGAGAGGGAAAUUAUGUGAUGUGGUGGAGGGAGAAAUGCAGCAUGUCUUCCCUACUUUCCUCUUCUUUCUUCUUCAAGAUCAAGCUACAGAUGCUGCUUGUUGAUAGAGAUCUGUGAUCCUUUGCUUGUUAGCUGAGGUUUUGUUCUUGUUCCACUGGUCCCUACUUCCCUCCCUAUCCCCAUUCUUUCAGAGGUUAGUGUUGGGUGGAUUGGCCAAUAUGGUCUUCUGAAUCAUGGUAAAGUGUUAGUCCUCCAUCUCUCUUUUCCCCUUUCUCUCCCCAAAUUCUCCCUUUCAUCACUGAUUCCUUUUGUCUCUACUUUCCCCUUCCAAUAUCCCUUAUAUCUGCUCAUAACUCAUCUUCUAACUCCCAAGUAUCUAAGGUCCCUAAUGGCCCUGGUCUGUGUGGACACUGAACUGAGGUCCUUUAGGUAGGACAUCCUUUAUCUUAAGGAAGGUAGAAAAUAACCAUUAUUCUGGGAGUCUUCCUUCUGGUGCUCAAGGUGGAGGUAGAAUGAGGGGUCCACCAGUACUACAUGGCUUCUCCCCACACUAAUCUCCAGAGGUGCUUGAGGAAAACUGGGACCAGCAGGCUAUAGGCAGUACCUGCUCCCUAGAAGCAAGGGGAUGGAUUUAGGGCAAAAGGCCUCCAGUGGAAAGUAAAAAAUGAGAACUGAGGUCCCAUUUUUAUUUUGUCAUUGACCAUAGCAUCCAGUCCCCUACCUGUCCCUGGAAUAAAUAUUUUUUUCCACAUUUUGGAUGUAAUGUAUGGUAGAAAUUUCUCUGUUCUUUUUUCUCUCUCCCCUGCUUUGCUCUUUUAUUCUCUUUUCCUUUCUCUUUUUUCUUUUCUUUUUCUUCCUGCUAUUUUUCUUCUUCUUCUUUUUUUUUUAAGAUGCAGAUAAAGUGUUUUCCUGCUUUGGUUUCCUUUCCUUUCCCUUUUUAAAGAAAUUAGCUAUAGAAAUGCUUUGUAAAGAUGCUUCUUGAUAUUUUACUUUUGAUCCCUCUUUCCCAUCCUCCCCAAUCCUAAAAGCAUAACCCUUCUCCCUUCCCCAUUCCUACCCUCUCCCCCAAGCCCAGGUUCCCUCUCCCAAUGAGAUCUUCAUUAGCUUAUGAUAUUUGCUGCCGAGAUGUUAUAACAAGGACUCAUUCGUGUAUAUAAGCUAUUUCUUGAUCCAUUUAAAAAGGAAGAAUUGUACAUUGUGUAGAAAAAAAAAAAAAAAAAA
This is a messenger RNA of Sarcophilus harrisii (Tasmanian devil), 5847 nucleotides long. RefSeq names its product GATA zinc finger domain containing 2B (gene GATAD2B). The transcript has 11 exons. Gene Ontology annotation, biological process: negative regulation of transcription by RNA polymerase II. The coding region runs from base 275 to 2059 and encodes 594 amino acids. The record is from RefSeq and is a predicted model, not a curated record. Gene Ontology annotation, cellular component: NuRD complex. NCBI's taxonomy places the organism in Eukaryota, Metazoa, Chordata, Mammalia, Dasyuromorphia, Dasyuridae. Gene Ontology annotation, molecular function: zinc ion binding; sequence-specific DNA binding.